GUUAACAUGAUCCCAAGAGUUCUAGAGUUGUUGCUACUUUUGAUUUUGGUGGUUGGGUGCCAUGGUGGCGGAGGGUUGAAGAUGAAGUAUUAUGAGAAACUGUGUGAUUCGAUUUCGGUUGAAAAUACAGUUAGGGAGAUUGUAUGGAGCAAAGUUGCUGCAAAACCUGCCCUGGCUGCCAAGCUUCUAAGGCUUCACUAUCAUGACUGCUUUGUUAGGGGGUGUGAUGCUUCAAUUCUAUUGGAUCCUACUCAAAAUGUGACAACCGAAAAAGCAGCAGGACCUAACAGAUCUGUUACUGGGUACGAUGUUAUUGAUGAAAUAAAAACAACGUUGGAAGCUAGCUGUCCUGGGAUUGUUUCAUGUGCCGACAUUGUUGCGUUGGCUGCUAGAGACGCUGUUUCGUACCAAUUUCAAAAGGAAAUGUGGCCGGUUUUUACCGGAAGAAAGGACGGAAGCGUCUCGGUGGCGGUCGAAGUCGGUGUCAAUCUACCAUCUGCAAGCGCAAAUUUCACCACUCUCCUAACCCAAUUCAAAGCCAAAGGACUAGACGUUGAUGAUCUUGUAACGCUUUCUGGGGCACAUACUAUCGGGACCUCACGUUGCGCAUUGGUUUCAAGACGACUCUAUAACUUUACAGGUGUAGGAGAUGCUGACCCUUCUCUCGACCCGACUUACGCACAAACCUUGAGGGAAAUAUGCCCGAUCCCUGUGAAUGCAAGCAUUACUCUUGAAAUGGAUCCUAAUAGUUCCCUCUCAUUUGAUUCUCAAUACUUUGAAGGUUUGAACCAACAUAAGGGUCUAUUUGUGUCCGAUGCAGCACUAAUUACAAAUGCGCAAUCGGCUCACAUAGCAGAAGUCUUGCAAAAUCCUAAGGUGUUCUUUGCAAGAUUUGCUCGGUCCAUGGUACGAAUGGGUGCAAUUGAAGUCCUUACGGAUGGCCAAGGACAAGUUAGAAAAAAUUGUCGUGUUGUUAAUGAUCAAUGACCAUAAUCAGUAAUUCCUUCGCAUUGUUCUUUUUUAUGUGUAUGUGUUUGUUUUAUUGUAUCAUGUCCAUGGCAAGGGUGGACCCAAGUUGUAAAGAAAGAUUAAAAAAAAAAUAAUGUGUUAUGUGUUAUAGUAUUCAAUACUCAUUUUCA
Helianthus annuus (common sunflower) is the source of this 1139-nucleotide messenger RNA. RefSeq names its product peroxidase 24. Gene Ontology annotation, biological process: hydrogen peroxide catabolic process; response to oxidative stress. The record is from RefSeq and is a predicted model, not a curated record. Bases 7 to 987 code for a protein of 326 amino acids. NCBI's taxonomy places the organism in Eukaryota, Viridiplantae, Streptophyta, Magnoliopsida, Asterales, Asteraceae. Gene Ontology annotation, cellular component: plasmodesma; plant-type cell wall. Gene Ontology annotation, molecular function: peroxidase activity; heme binding. The transcript is spliced from 4 exons.